GUCAGUUGUCGGUGACGGUGCGGGUGAUUUUCCUGGUGCGCUGUUGCAACAACGAGAGUGGAGUUGUCUUGAGCAUGACGGGGAGGUUGUAGCCUAUGGCUUGUGUAGCUUUAUUAGUUAGCGUUAGCCACAUGUAGCCUAUGCUAAUGUAUAGCUGUCCACUAGCUUUUGAAGCAGGACGCUCGCUAGCAUUCCAAGGGGAUAUAGGCUAAAUUACAGCACAUGCUACUUUUUAUUAGCUAUUAUUAGCAGUUAUUUUGGUAGCAUAUUUUCAAAAAACUGGACCGUCUUCACUGGUGUGGAUAUUGGGCGCAUCCACAAGUCAUUAGACUACCGCUGGAUACAAGUUGGUAGGCUGUUUUAAAAAGCUGCACAGCCAGUACUGUGUUGUCUUUGGGCCUGGUAGAAUGGAGAAGAUCCAAAUGGAUAAAAAAGCAGGAAAGGUUCGGAAUCAGGACAUCAACCCAUGCAUCGAGGAAAGUGAUGCCUCCCAGAAGUGUUUGAAUGCCUACAACUACGAUAAGAGCAUGUGUUCGGCCUACUUCCAAAGAUAUAAGAGCUGUAGGAAAUACUGGCACAACAUCAUGCUGCAGAGGAGAAGAGACGGCGUGAGGCCCGACAUGCCCACCGCUGCAGAGAGGCAGGAGAUGCUUGCCACUGUCGGGGGCAAACCAUACUGAGAGUCAGCAGGGUGACGCAGAGCCACUGGGAGGACAUUCUUCUGCUGAUGCCAAGGACUGACCUGUCCUCGGGCUCAGGCCGUGUGGGAGUGACCAUCUGGAACGGGUCACUUCUAAAAUGAAAGGGAUAGAGAGGGAAGUCACAGAGAGACGAGAUAUAAGAUGUAUUAUUUAUUGAGGUUAAUAACAAUGUGACAUGAAGUGACACAACAUGAAAAUGACACGUCUGAAAUAGGCGGCCAGCGGCAGGCUUUUAUACCAACAGUCUGCAUCCGGUCAGUCAGACUACUGCUGCCCCAAAUCUGUUAAAGAGAAGCUUCACCACCAGCGCAUGACACCAGGAUCUUUAUUGUAGCAGCACCACAGCUGAACAAAAAUAUAGAAACACAUAAGGCCUAAUAUCUAUAAAGACUUAUUAAGGACCUGCAGACGCCCUGCUAUUUCACUUCUUAUGUACUUCAUGUUGUAAAUAGUUGUAAAGACCGUUGUAAUUGAAAUAAACAGUGUAUUUAACAAU
Sander lucioperca (pikeperch) is the source of this 1197-nucleotide messenger RNA. It is a transcript of the gene chchd7, whose product is annotated as coiled-coil-helix-coiled-coil-helix domain containing 7. NCBI's taxonomy places the organism in Eukaryota, Metazoa, Chordata, Actinopteri, Perciformes, Percidae. Bases 408 to 680 code for a protein of 90 amino acids. The record is from RefSeq and is a predicted model, not a curated record. The transcript has 5 exons.